Lemur catta (Ring-tailed lemur) is the source of this 1266-nucleotide messenger RNA. RefSeq names its product NADH:ubiquinone oxidoreductase core subunit S7 (gene NDUFS7). The coding region runs from base 580 to 1173 and encodes 197 amino acids. Gene Ontology annotation, molecular function: quinone binding; 4 iron, 4 sulfur cluster binding; NADH dehydrogenase (ubiquinone) activity. Gene Ontology annotation, biological process: electron transport coupled proton transport; aerobic respiration; mitochondrial respiratory chain complex I assembly. The record is from RefSeq and is a predicted model, not a curated record. The transcript is spliced from 8 exons. Lineage: Eukaryota; Metazoa; Chordata; Mammalia; Primates; Lemuridae.
UUCGGCUGUUAACCGAAAGGUUGGUGGUUCGAGCCCACCCAGGGACGCGCCCCCAUUUUUGCCUCCCGCGGGGAUGAGGAAGCGGACGUGGCCUCUGAUUUUUCCCGGGCGCCGCGACCUCCACGCGCUCCCCGACGUCACGCUGUAUACCUCUUGGCGCGCGCGCGAGGGGGGGUUAUCCCCGGGGGCACGCGGCGCGGGCGCGACCACCGAGGCCGAAAGCGCAGCAGAACGUCGUGGGCCUGGGUUCCGGUUUCCUCACGCCCUCCGAGCCGCUUUGGGCGACGGCCCACGGGACCCGGAGGGUUUAGGGGAACGGAUCGCAGAGGUUGUCUGAAGGCUGAGUCCAAGAUGGCGGCGCAGGCGGAUUGUUAGUUAGAUGCAAGACAGGCCGAGGGUGAGAGCGAGGGCCUGCCAGGCAGGGGCCUCAUGGGAAACGCCUGGCGGCUUCACCCUGCGGACCAUGUGGGCACCUGAGCCUGUGGCCUCUGGGGUGCCCGGCACUCACCGCCGCCCACUCCUGGUUCCCCUGCAGCUCCUGGCCUGCUCUGCUCCCGGAUCCUAGGUGUGCGCUCCAGCAUGGGCGUGGCUGUGCUGGCCCGAGACGUCCAUCACAGUGUGGCUGCUGAUGGCCCAAGCAGCACCCAGCCCACCGUGAUGAAGGCCGGAGCCGUGGUCCCCAAACGAAAUGUGCUUCCCAGCAGCCGGGGCGAGUAUGUGGUGGCCAAGCUGGAUGACCUCAUCAACUGGGCCCGCCGGAGCUCCCUGUGGCCCAUGACCUUUGGCUUGGCCUGCUGCGCAGUGGAGAUGAUGCACAUGGCCGCGCCCCGCUAUGACAUGGACCGCUUUGGCGUGGUCUUCCGUGCCAGCCCGCGCCAAUCUGACGUGAUGAUCGUGGCUGGCACGCUCACGAACAAGAUGGCCCCGGCGCUCCGAAAGGUCUACGACCAGAUGCCAGAGCCCCGCUACGUCGUGUCCAUGGGGAGCUGUGCCAAUGGAGGUGGGUACUACCACUAUUCCUACUCGGUCGUGAGGGGCUGUGACCGCAUCGUGCCAGUGGACAUCUACGUCCCAGGCUGCCCACCCACGGCUGAGGCGCUGCUGUAUGGCAUCCUGCAGCUGCAGAGGAAGAUCAAGCGGGAGCAGCGGCUCCAGAUCUGGUACCGCAGGUAGUGCCGCCGCCGCUGUCUCGGGAGCCACCAGAGCUGCGUCUGUGUUGUCCCUGGAGAUUGUCAAUAAACCCACCCUCCGGCCCAUUGCCUGGCA